This is a messenger RNA of Nelumbo nucifera (sacred lotus), 1646 nucleotides long. RefSeq names its product ureidoglycolate amidohydrolase (gene UAH). NCBI's taxonomy places the organism in Eukaryota, Viridiplantae, Streptophyta, Magnoliopsida, Proteales, Nelumbonaceae. Gene Ontology annotation, molecular function: hydrolase activity, acting on carbon-nitrogen (but not peptide) bonds, in linear amidines. The record is from RefSeq and is a predicted model, not a curated record.
AAGCAUCCAAAUUGGAACAGGUGGCUCGGAGUAUGAGAUUCCCCAACGUUCUUCGCCUUCUGCUCAUCGUCUCCUCCGUCUUCUCUUCGGUCGUAGUUCACAGUGAUGAAGACCCAACAACGAAAAUUAUGGAAGGAUUCUCAGGAUAUGGGAGCCAUGAAUCCCAGUCAUGCACUUCGAACUCUUUAUCUUCAAUGUCAGUUGACAAGGAAAGCUUACAGCGACAGAUUGACGAACUGUCAACUUUCUCUGAUACGCCUGCUCCGUCAGUAACCAGGAUCCUAUACAGUGAGAAGGAUGUUCAUGCUCGUAGGUAUAUUAAGAAUCUAAUGGGAUUCUCUGGUCUUUCUGUUAGAGAGGAUGCAGUUGGUAACAUAUUUGGUAGAUGGGAAGGCUAUGAACCAGAGCUUCCAGCAGUAGCAACAGGUUCUCACAUCGAUGCUAUUCCAUACUCUGGAAAGUAUGAUGGAGUUGUUGGUGUUUUGGGUGCAAUUGAGGCAAUUAAUGUGCUAAGAAGGUCUGGAUUCAAGCCUAAAAAAUCAUUGGAGGUGAUUUUGUUCACAUCAGAGGAGCCUACGCGUUUUGGGAUCAGCUGUUUGGGAAGCCGCUUAUUGGCCGGAAGUGAGGAACUUGCAAAGGCUCUUAAGGAGACAUUUGAUGGUCAAAAUAUAUCUUUUUAUGAUGCGGCAAGAUAUGCUGGGUAUGCAAAUGAUCAAGAGGACUUAUCCAGUGUUUUUUUGAAGAAAGGAAGUUAUUCUGCUUUUGUGGAGUUGCACAUAGAGCAGGGUCCCAUUCUGGAAGAAGAAGGUAUUUCUGUUGGUAUCGUAACAGCCAUUGCUGCCCCUGCAAGUAUCAAGGUGGAUUUUGAAGGCAAUGGAGGCCAUGCAGGAGCAGUCCUAAUGCCAAAUAGAAAUGAUGCGGGAUUAGCAGCAGCGGAGUUAGCACUAUCCGUUGAGAAACAUGUUUUAGAAUCAAGAUCAAUUGACACUGUUGGUACUGUUGGUAUAUUGGAGCUGCAUCCAGGUGCAAUCAAUAGCAUCCCAAGCAAGUCACACCUAGAAAUUGAUACUCGAGAUAUUGAUGAGAAGCGGAGGAACAUUGUAAUUGAGAAAAUUCAUCAAUCUGCUAUUGCAAUAGCUAAGAACCGUAAGGUCAAAUUGUCAGAAUUUAAAAUUGUCAAUCAGGAUCCUCCAGCCCUGUCAGCAGAGUCAGUAAUUAAGGCAAUGGAAGAUUCAUCUCGAGAACUGAACCUCACUCAUAAGUUGAUGAUUAGCAGGGCCUACCAUGAUUCAUUGUUCAUGGCCAGAAUAUCUCCAAUGGGCAUGAUCUUUAUUCCUUGUUACAAAGGUUAUAGCCAUAAACCUGAAGAAUAUGCCUCCAUCAAAGAUAUUGAAAAUGGGGUAAAAGUGUUAGCGCUGACUCUGGCCAAGUUAUCCCUGGAUUGAUACCCUGUAUGAAAUUCCUCCCCGUUUGAACCACCCAAAUAAAAGGCUGAGAGGCCCUCUGUGCUAAUUAUGUAGUUGGGUAUUUACGAGAUAUUCAGGCAAUUGUAUGAACAUGUGGUCUUCCGUGUCAAAUAUUCAAAAUUCUGAAAAAGAGGAACUGAUUUCAGUGUUUGGGUCCUUAUAGGAAAUUCUAUUUCCACA